UGCACACACUGUACAAGAAGUGUAGCGGCUUGGAGGAGUGUAUCCGUGGACUGACGCUUUUUUAACGGGAUUUUGUGUAUUUGGAGGUACAGAAUAGUCUUUUCGAAGCACAUGGAGCACUACAGUUCACUCAGGUGGAUUUGGUUGGUUUUAUGUGUAUGGAUUUCUUGUCCUGCGGCAUUUUAUCUACCCGGUCUGGCGCCGAUUUCGUAUUGCGAGACGGAAAAAUCAACAAAUCCUGUUUGUUUGGUAAGAUUCGGAGGAGUUAACUUUAUAUAUUUUGCAAUUCCGCUGUCUUAUGUAACGCUCAGAACACUUUGAAGAAUCUGAUAUAGAUUAAAUCAACGAAUUUUGAGCCAAGGUAGUUAGAAUUUUGUUUGUUCGUUGCUGAUGGUGGUCAACGGUGAUCAAUUUCGCUUCGACUUCUUUCAACACCGUUACUGAAAUGUUAAGGCUUUGCGCAUAUUCCUAGAUAGCGAGGCAAACUUAAUGUUAUUAGGUAAUGGUUGUUUAAUUUAUUGCUAUCACACUUGCUUUUAGUUAUGUAUUGAACCUCUGCUUUUAUUUUGUCUUGUAUAUUUAUGUCUUUAUUCACUUGUAUAUCAACAUCGAUUCGAUGAAGCAUCUAGCUAUAGAAUUUUACCAUCAACAAGUUCUGAUGUUUUCCUUAAACAGAAAUUGUCAUCAACUUUGUUAGGUUGUUCGCUUUUAGAUAUUUCGCAGUAGUACGCGUGUGAAAACUCGUGGUCAUUACCGAUCACAUUAUAUAAUUUAGCCGUAUCGAGUUAACGAAAGAAAUGGCUAUUUUUAGACAUUUUGACAUCUACUUCGCCACGAGUAAGAUUAUUUUUUGUUUUUUCGAUCCCUUUCAGUGUAAGUGCAAAGCGUGAACAUCUGUGUCAUCAAUUUUACAUUUCAUGCAAGAAUAAAACCGUAUUUCCCUGACAACCAGCAAGAUACGCUAAGAAUGAGAUGUUUGAAUAAAUUUACAUUAAAGCUGUUAAUUGAAAAGUUACGUGAAAGUUUUGCCCAAGGGUAAACAAACAAAUCUAAUGGUUUUUUUGUUGUAUUUAAAUUUUACAUGAAGUCUCUUCAAAUCUUCAAUCUAGUGAUUCCUGCAAUUUAUUGUUAGAUUAGUAUCACCCUUAUAAUAUGGAUGGCAAGAAAUAUUUGACCUAUACCCUGGGUGUAAAUUUUUUCAGAAUCAUGGGAUUUUUCACCAAGGUGUCUAACAUAUGCAUUACCGUUGUUGGAAAUAAAGAGGAUUGAAAAUCAAACUUGACCUCAAUGCUCAGUUUUGGUGAAUUUGUUCUAAAUACAUGUUUUUUUUGUUGUUGUUAUUUCUCUAGUCCAAAAUUGAUUUGUUUGUGAAUCGUCUGGAUUCUGUAGAAUCAGUGAUUCCCUACGAGUAUGCCAGGUUUGUAACUUUUACUAUCAAUAUUAUUGUUUUUCUAGCCCUUUAACUGCUAGAAGUGACUAACAUGUAACUUAAUAUCUAAACAUUAUCCAACAAACAGGUCAUGAGAAUAUUCAAACUCAUCAGGUAGAAAUUGUUAUCUUGAUCUUAAACCAAAUUCUUGUAACUUAUUUAUGAGGAAAUGUGAAACAGCUAGAGGGGAGAAUUAACCAUCAGAUCUCAGGAGUGAAAGAGUUAAUACACUCAGCAAAUGGUGUUAACCUAGGGGUAAUAAUUGACUGUGUAGUCUUUUUAUUCAGGUGAGAGUAGUCCUGAAUAGAACUGUCGUCAAUUAGAUCGAGCAAUAUUUUGACAACAUGAGAACAAGUUAUAAUCAGAGUUAGGGUAAUCCUUCAAAUAAAAACCAUUACUAACUGAGAUUAACAUACAACACAGUCAGAACGUUUCAAUUCUGUUCGAUCUUGAUCUUUCUAAUUCAGUUGAUCGUUAAUCCUUUCCCUUCCAGAUCUCAUCAGCAAUUCUCCCUACUAUCUGUUAUACACUCCUUAUGAUUUUAGUUUGGAGAAUUUGUUAUUGGAACAAUUUAUAAUUCCCUAGUUGAUUCUAAUUCUUCUCAGUACUUGCUCUCAUCACUUGUCUGCUUGAUAUUGUAUUGAUAUUGUAAGGAGAAAUUCUAUCUUGGUCACUCGUUGGAGUUUAAGAGUUAAGAAAAAUGGUUGUGAAUCUGACUAGAAGAAAACAAAGUGCAUACUUAAAAAUUGUUUUUACUUUAAAUUCAUUUUAAACAACAACAAAGUAAGGUUAGAAAUUUGUUAUUAGCAAGUACAUGUCCAUGUUAAUGGGCAAAAGUCUUCAUUUUAUCAAUUCACAUGUUCAACUUAUUUGUACAGGUUUGAUUUCUGUGUACCACCCACAGACAAGACAUCACCAACAGAAAACCUUGGACAGGUUUGUAAAUAAGCAUGCAUAUAGACCAUGUUUUACAUAGAUGGUGUUCUUAGCUCUUUGAUUUGCCCAUACAUAUUUGCCUUAUCGUGAUCUAAAAAGGUUGUAAGAGCUGAAAUAAAGAUUGUCAGGAGGGAAAGGCACAUUGUGUAAUACUACUGACAUAGUAUUCUGGUCAAUGCAUAUUCUUUUUUCCACAGCAAUAUUCAAAAGUAGAAAGAUAAUUAAUUUUUAGCUUGGAAAUGAUAUGAAAUUAAUUUUCUGAGUGCCCAUGAGGACAUUCCAAUUAUGUGCCCCCAAUGCUCUACCACUGAGCCAAAGAGACUCUACAUGUGCUCUUCUCUUAGUCCAAUGCUCCUAACAAGGCAAAAUGACAUCUUCAAAUAUUAAAAGUUGAUGACAUAGUUUUCAGCUGAGUGUGGAGUGAUGGAAGUUUAGUGACCAUAAUGUGUUUCCAUGACAACUGCCUCCGUUUUUGGUUGCAAUGCUUUUUUUUACCUCCUGGUGGGCUUUCAUAUUUGACAGUUGGUGAUACAUGGCUCUUGAGAUUCAGUCACCCUUGGAAACAAGGAAUGUUGCCCUUGACAACAUAAUUUUUACAGUCAAUUCCCUGUCACCAAAUUUUUUCCAUGCCUCACUCAAUUGGGAAUUUUAGUACUGAAUAUCUCAUUUUACACAGCAUUAUGCUUCAUCCUUGAACUUACAGCAGUGUUUUGCUUUUUUUACAGGUUGUUUUUGGAGAGAGGAUAAGACCCUCCCUUUACAAUGUAAGCAACAGCUUUUAUUUACGGUCUUGUUUAGAUGACUUCAUGUUUAUCUGGGCAAUACACCAGUUAAUAUCUGGGUAUAUUUACUAGCUUUCUUCUGUUGUGUUUUAGUCAACUUUUCUGUGUUGUAAUUGGUGUAUUUUACAUUCAAUUUACAUUUCCAUAGUUUGGCAAUCUUUGUUUAUUUUUUUUUGUUAUUUGUUAAUAUGUUUGACAGAUUACGUUCAAGAAAGAUGUAACAUGUAAACAACUUUGCCCCAAAGAAUACAAAUCUGGCAAUGCAGAGGAUGGGAAGAAGCUGGAAUUUUUAAGAAGUGGAAUUGCUCUUAACUAUCAAAAUCAUUGGUUAGUGUGGCUGCAGUCUCAACAUCAUACUUAUUGAAUGACAAUGUCUUGUUAGAUUUUCAGUAUUAGAUAAAUAAAUUUUUGAUUGUUUGUCUCACAAUAUAAGAGUCAGGCCAGUCAAUGAUAUUGAUUACGACGUUGUUGCUGUUUAUAACAUAACAAACCAUGGUGCUAUGAAUAGUGACAUGCAAACUUUCAACCUUGUGUGAAAAAGGCCAGCAAAAUCAGGUACUUAUUCUAUAGAGAUGUUCUUUGUGUCGUCUUAAACUUACUGUUCUCUUAAGCUGACUCUGCUAUACAUCUUUCUAAUCUUUGCAGGAUUAUUGACAACAUGCCUGUGACUUGGUGUUAUGAGGUUGCAGAUGAAGAAAGAAAGUACUGUUCCACAGGAUUUCCUAUUGGCUGUCAUGUGUCAGAGGAUGGACAAGCACGCGAUGCCUGUGUAACAAGUGUAAGCAUUUACAGAUUUCUCAAUUAGUAUACUAAUGCGCCUGGUUGUUUUAAGGUGGAUAAUGCUAUCUAGUAGAGAAAUCUCUGUCUGGUGGAUAGCGCAGUAUAUUUUGCUUAGACUUACAGCCUCUGGAUAGAGAUUUACAUGUUGGAUAGCAAUUUACAAUGAAUAUGUUGGAUAGUGUUAUCCAUCCUUUGAAUAACCAAGGUGCAACCAAGGCCAGAAGUUUUCAAUUGAGGGAUGAAAUUUGAAAUUGAAGUCAUUAUUACAGCCAAAAACUGAACAAAGUGGAAAAUGAUUUAAAAUGUAAGUUCAUGGAAAGUCACACUUAGACACAGGCAAACGUCAAGAGGUGGGGGUUAAUGACAAAUUGUGAUUGGUUUUAGUUUUGCGUCUGAUUGGUUGAAAGGAUGGGACAAAGGCCUUUUGACCAAUCAGUGAGCAAACUGAAGGGAACCAGAACUAAAGCAUUUCAGGUUUAUCUUUGACAAAUCCUCCAAAGUUUGCUCCACUUCCCACAUGUGGCAUUGCAGCUCAGUUGGCAGUCGAGCCCAUGUAGUCUUUACCAGGCUUAAGUUGAAAGCCUGGAUGUUUUUUGUUUUAUCUGUAAUUUUGUUAUUGGCAAUUUAAUUGUGAGAAUUAUUUUGUCCCUCGUUUAUGUUUUUUGUUUCAGGCCAAGUUCAAUGAACGCGGGAUGCACUACAUCUUUAAUCAUGUUGAUAUCGAGAUCAAAUACCAUGAUGGGUCGGGGGAAGACUGGGAAGGAGCUCGUCUGAUGUCUGCAAAGGUCACACCAAGAAGGUAUGAGCUGCACAAACAACACUGUCAGGGAGGGCCACAGUGGCCUUAUGGUCUGUGUGCUGAGCUGGACUCUUGAGUCGAGAGGUCUGGGUUUGGGAUCUGCCCUGUUCAUUGUGUACUGUUGGUGUUUGAGACACUGAACUCCCAAUGUCAGGGAAACAUGUCAAAAUGCUGGACAAGAAUAGCCAGCAAUUGAUUGGCACUUCAUGUCAGAGAAACUGGGAUAAAACUCUUGCAGGAGUCACUUGACAAGAGUGCAUGCUUUAUUUGUUCUUUUUUUUUUUUACACCAUAGUGCCUGAAUGUCUUAUAUAUGUCAUCCAACUUGAAGCAAUCUUGUAGUAAUAAAAGUUGUACAUUUUAAGCUUGUAAGUGUAUUAUUGAUGGAUUUUUUUUGUCUUGACAUGAGUUUGGGACAAAGAAAAAAUCUGAGUUCCUUUAAGAAACCCAAUGUCAUACACCUGUAUACUGUACUUGCUGGUUUUACUCUUUGAGGUUUGAUUCCUCUCAAGGAGUCAGAUGCAUGAAAAGACAAAAAAUCAUCUAUUCUUACACAGCAAUCUUGUUCAUUCUACAGUAUCAAGCACGAGAAAGGCAAGGAUCUGAAAUGUGAUGGUGAUUUACCAGCCAUGGGUUUUCCAGCUGAGAUAAAAAGUGAUGUUUACAUUGCUUACACAUACUCUGUUCAAUUCCUGGUGAGUUUGAGCAUUUAAUAUCUUAAACGUAGUCUUUCCCAAAAUCUCAGUAGUGAUUCUCCCUGCUCUCUACCAUACAUUUCUUAUAGUUUUAGCUCUGAGAAUUUGGAGGUGAAUCAUAUGAUAAUUUUCCUUUAGUAAAUAUUUUGGUUAGUUCUCAUCACUUUAAGCUGGACAAUGUAUUGAAAUCAGAAGGAGAAAUCACUCCUUGAUAGUGACCAAGACAGAAUUUCUUCUUACAUUAUUAAUACAGUAUGAUGCAGACGAGUGAUGAGAAUCAAGAAUAAAAUAAUAUCAAUCAAAGGAUAAUAUUAUUUGAUCCAAUGCCAAAUCAGGGCGUGAAAUUGUGCCUAAUACAGGCACCAAUGUGACUAAUACAGGCAACAAUGCGACUAAAUUUUUCACUUUGGCGACCAAAUCCUGAAAGUUAGUCGCCAAAUUGGCAACUAGAACGUUUCAUCAUGACCUUACCAAGAGAUAUAGUGAAUUAAAAAGAUUUGCAAAGAUAAAUCAGCGGCAAACUUCCUUGUUAAGUUUGUUUCUAAAACAUAGCACAUGCAUCUCGAUCGAUAACUAGAUGCCAUCUUGGAUUUAGAUGAGCCUGAACGUUGUUUAUCAUCCAUCCCAGUGUCCACUUUGUAGCACGUUAAAGAUCUUUUCCCUAACUUAAUUUUGGAGCAUCUAUCUAGAACGCUGACAGUAUAAAGAAAGAUUUUGUUUGUCUCUGAAAAUGGUGACCAACUUUUUUUGAAUUGGCUACCACUUUGAAGAAUUUAGGAGCCAAGUGGCUAUCAGAAAAAAAAAGUUAAUUUCACGCCCUGCAAAUAUUUAGAACUAACAUAUAAGAAUUGUAAGGAAAGUAAGGAGAAUUACGAAUGAGAUCUUGGGGUUGAAAGGGUUGAAAUCUUAGUGCAGCUAAAAUCUUGGAAAAACUGGAUAGACAAGAAAUAUUUAGAAUUUGUUUGUGUUAAUUCUGGAAAGUCAUAGAUUUUGAGUGGGGCCAGAGAUAGCAAUCAAAUCAAUAGAACAUGAGAAUGCACAGGAAAGCACAAAAUAUUGUUUUCUAAGUAAAUGGCUACUUUCACUUUCUAGGAAACCAACUUUUCAAACCUUUUUACAGGUAUUAUGUGGGCCAUGAAAAAUGCUAAAAAAAUCCAAGGAUACUGUACCUUUUGGAAAGUGAUGUUUCCAAUUUUUUGUAAGGUUCUGAAAGGAUACAAAUGAAACUUUCCAAAAGUGACAGGAAAAAUGCACUAAAACAUACUUAUGUGAAGAUUAUAUUUACUAUGCAUGAGUUCAAAAUUUUUUGCAUUGAAGCAUAUUCUGUACUGGGUUUAUGUCUACAUGUGAUAUGCAAACUCCUUUCUUCACCCUCUCCUCCUCAAGGUUAUUGUGGUACUCCUCUUUGUACAUGGCCUUGAUGAGAUCAAGUAUUCCACUCUUGUGAAGAAGAAAUCAGUUUCAUUGAACUUGCAGUGGUAUUUUUUUGUAUUGAAGAGGAAAUUUAUUUUAUUUUGCAGCCUGAGACUGAUCCCAAUCACAAAUGGGCAUCCCGUUGGGACUACAUUCUUGAUUCAAUGCCACACACAAAAAUCCAGUGGUUUAGGUAAGAUAUACUCCACAUGUACUAACAUGGGGUACUAUGGCAAGUAAUUGAGCAGAGUUGUUUAUCUGCAAUGAGGCACAAAAGUGAAGAAUAAUUAGUUACACUGUAGAUGCAACUAUCAGCUAUGAGUUGAUCAAGGCAGGGUUUCAAUAUCUUUUUCUAUAAUCUAUUGCUGAUGGUGCAUUGUGUGGCUAUAUUGUAAGGUAAAAUGCAAACAUCAAAAUAUAAAUUAAACAAUAUCCCCUUGUAGAUAAGCUUCUUUCCUUCCAUCAUCUCUCUACUUCAUAAUGUAUCAACAGUACAAGAUGAACCAUCUUUGUAGUCUCUCUUUAGGGUGAAAGGGCUAAACUACAUUUAUAUACAGUUUUCAGCUGAUCAUGUCACAAAGAGUCUUUGAUUCAACUCAGAGACUUGUGUAAUUUCCACUGGUAGGAAUGCAAAGAUGUUAUGUUUUUUGCUACUGUCCUCUUGAUGGCAUUGAGUCGCUCUAACAUGUGAUCUUAUUAGUGUUGUGAUCUUUUGUCCUCAGCAUCAUGAAUUCAUUGGUCAUUGUGCUCUUUUUAUCUGGAAUGGUGGCCAUGAUUAUGCUGCGAACUCUGCAUAAGGACAUUGCUCGUUACAAUCAGAUGGAGUCAGCGGUAUGUAGUCAGAUCUAAGAUUUUAAAUAGAGAAGUUGGUUGGUGUAAAAUGAGACUUGUCAGAGAACCAAGUUCAAUUUUUUUGGAAACAUUUGAAGUUAACUGUUUCCAGCCUUAAUACCUCUUACUGACAAAGUUUGGGGUUUAUGCUGCAAGUUGCUGACUGUGUUUUUUGCCCCUCUGAUUUUAUGGACAAUUAUAUGAAAACAAAAGUUCUAAACUGAAAGUUAGAAGCAAUUGAUGAUAAAUGAGACAUAAUUUUGCUAUUUUAACGUUAAGUGAAAUAUAACCCACCGUAUGGACCAAUCAUGGCAUUCAUAAUAACUGAGAGAUGAAAUUAAUAUAAUUUAUCACACCUUUUGUAGGAGGAGGCUCAAGAGGAGUUUGGCUGGAAGUUGGUUCAUGGAGAUGUCUUCCGCCCUCCAAAGAAAGGAAUGUUAUUGUCUGUCAUGUUGGGUUGUGGAACUCAGAUAUUUAUUAUGGUGUUUUUCACAUUAGGUGAGAUUGACUUAAUGUAUUUUUCCAUGGCCUUAAAAGAAUUGUAUACAUUUUCAUUUGAUUACUGGGUAUGUUUUUUCCCCUCUGGAUGAGAUUCCAGUCCUUAGCAAGUUACCCUGGCAGUUUGCCAGUACCCACCCUGAGUGGGGAGAGGCAUAGCAAGAGGAUGAUGACUUGUCGGAGAAUGUAACAUUCUAAUCUUCACCUUUCACCAACUACUUUUUUCUACCCUUGUUUGAGUUUGUUUCAUUGUAUUUUUGCUCAUGUCAUGGAUUGAUUUUUUUUCGUCAACUACGUGUAUGUAUUAACUCUGUAUUGAGUUUUUUAACUAAGGUGUUGUCUCAUAGAUUAAAUCUUCUUUUGUUCCUCUUCAGUGUUUGCUUGUCUUGGAUUCCUUUCACCUGCGAACCGUGGAGCUUUGAUGACUUGUUCAUUGGUGAGUUGCUGCCUGACAUUCUUUGGAAAAAAAAGCAAAAAUUUUCCAAAUCAAAUGUACAUGUAAUACCCUAGUUUAAUGGAACAUCUUUUAAAAAAUCUUUUCCUAAUCAGCAAUCACUGCCAUAUUGUUGUGUUUGAUCUUUGUAAGGUAGCUGGUCAAACACCAUUUUUCUAAAUGCAGUGGUCAGUGAGUUUUUAUUUUUUGGCCUAAACCUCCAACAGGGGCUAUUCAGCACAGGUCACAUGUAACUCUCUAUACACAUGUAACCUUCAGUUUGGUAAAUUGAGAAGAGUCGUUUGGAAUAAGUGUGAAAAAAGGUGUGAGUUUUAUUUACUAAAAUGUUUAAGAACCCAGCCAAAGAAGUUUACUGAAAUGACAUGUAUAUGUGUAGGUUAAUAAGUACAAUGUACAUAUUUUUUUAUCUAUUUUUUUUUUUUUGUAGGUGCUGUUUGUUUGUCUUGGUUCACCUGCUGGUUAUGUUUCUGCCAGAAUUUACAAAAGUGAGUGCCAUGGAUAACAAGCAUUUGGUGGUAUUGUCAAGGGAGAAAAUUACAUUACAUCAUUGAACAAAUUUUUGUUUUUAUACAUUUUUCUCAGUAAGGUAGAUUUUGUCUUUUUGUAAAAGGUAUUUGCUUGUUCGCAAUUUUUUUUAAGUUAUGUAGAAAGAAAUGAACUUUCUCUGUAUACUGUACAACUGUUAUGCAGCCCUUCUAUGCAUGCCCUAUCAUCCUUCAGUGUCCCUGUUAUUCUGGGUGGCAUUUUCCAUUCAACAGAAUUCUAAUAGUGCUUUGUAAACUUCUUUUUUAACUGUUUAGUGGUUGGCGGAGAAUUAUGGAAGACCAAUGUUCUGUUAUCGGCAUUCUUUUUCCCUGGGUGAGUACUCAUUGAUGCAAACAUGAACACUACAGUGUACAGCUGGAAAGAAUGAAGUUCAGUGAAGCUGCUUCUUUUGUUUGUGACAGGAAGACUUUUCAGUUUGACUUGUAAAACUCAAUGUAAGAGGUAUUCACUGCAAAGAUCUUUUAGGAAGGAUUUGAAAUUCUUAAGAUUACAAUGUAAACUGUUAAAAAUACUCAGUUUAUUAGCCGCUCAAAGUAAGUCUAAUGCCUUAUUGUGUGAAAGUUUUGAUUACAGUAGAAAUGCAUCUAAAAAGAAUGAAUUAUCAUUGUCAUCAUUUUUAUCAUCAUCAUCAUUAUCAUUUUAAUGAUCUUUGUUAUUAUCUUUAUCAUUAUCUUUAUUUUGGUCUUCAUCACAGUCAGUGUAAUUGUCAUUUUCAAUAUUGUUGCCAUAACUAUCACCCUUGUCGAAUGUAAUAACUUUUUUCUUUGAUUCCAGAUUGAUGUUUGGAAUUUUCUUCCUGUUAAAUCUUGUUCUGUGGUCAGAGGGUUCCUCGGCGGCUGUUCCAUUCACCACUUUACUUGCCCUGUUAGCCAUGUGGUAAGUCUAAACCUGAAUCAUUAUCAGCCCAUGACUCUGCGCAUUUUAUGAAACAUGCAGGAAAUGUUAAUUUUUCCUUUUUCUUUUCUUACUCGAUAGGUUUGGCAUUUCAGUUCCACUUACAUUCCUGGGGGCUUACCUUGGAUUUAAGAAAAAGGUAAUUUCAGUACAUGUAUAAACCGCUGAUAAUUAAGGUAGUAGUCAAUAUAAACGGAAAGUCAGCCUGUUGGCUAGAAAACCCAUCUGGCCAACACAUAUCCUGGUUUCCAUAGCAUAAACCCUAGACACCCUAACAUUGGUAUCUAUAUUCUCCCAACUGUUCUCUAUACAUUUCCUUAGGUGUUGACUGGGAGAAUUUGUUAAAAAAUCAAGAGCUUCUGUACUUGGUGAUCAUUUUCUCUAUUCUCGUGACCUUCAUGUUUGAUUCAAGGGUGAGAUUGUAAGGAGAAAUUACAGUAGAUGUCUGUCAUUCUCAGGAGUUGAGUCGUUAAGCGAUUUGGGGUAUUGUUUCCUCUUCCCUCUCUUAGACGAGAUGCCAGUAUGCGCGGGUGUGCUUUUGGCGUUUUUUUCUUUUUUUUUAAUCAGGUUCCGUUAACAGUUUCUUAGUACCCAUUUAUGCUCCGAAGUGGAGAGAAAUGCUGUGAUAGUAAAGUUUCUUGCCCAAAAAGGCAUUAUGAAGAUCCUGCCUUGGCUCGAACCCUGACCUCUCGGUCCUUUAGACCUUUGACACCUUCCCAUGUCAGUACAAUUAUGGAUUCUGAAGAAUGUUUAUUUUUUCCUUUAGCCAAUUGAGCAACCAGUUCGAACCAAUCAAAUUCCUCGUCAGAUUCCAGACCAGGUAAGUACAAUUACGGACUCUAAAGAAUACAGAGCACCUCAAGUUAGAGGUUUACAAUCUAGGUGGUUCCACAGGUCAGUUCUAAUUCACACACCACCUUUGCCUUAACCAUUUUAUAUUAGACAAUGAUUCAUUAUAUCUUGAAUUAAGGUAACGAGUGAAUGUCUUUUUGAGCGAAGUUUUCAAUUGAGUGUCGAAAGUAAUUCGGGAUUUUGCUCUAUCUCGCUCCGUGAUUGGUUCAGAAAACUCGCGCCUCUCUAUCAACCAAUCAGAUCCAGAACUAGAAGCGACCACGACUUGGUAACCUGCGUUUUCCCGCGCGUUAGGCCUGGGUUUUUAUCGGCUCUUGUUACUUCGACUUGGUAACCCGCGUUUUCCCGCGCUUUAGACUUGAGCUUUAUUGGCUCCAUAUGGUAACUUCUUUCCUUCUGAUUGGCCGUUGCGAUUACGGUGGUUUUGCUGUUACGUUACUAAAUCAGAAAGCGCCUUAGUGCUCUACGUGUAAUAGAUUUGUAUUAAAAUCAUUAAGAUAUUGUCUCAAAAUAAAAUAUUGUUGUCUUGCAGAGUAUUUACACCAGAGCAGGACCAGGAAUCAUCAUGGGAGGUGUUCUUCCGUUUGGGUGUAUUUUUAUCCAGUUGUUUUUUAUCUUAAACAGUAUUUGGUAAGUCUCUUUAUUGUAUGAAUUAUGGAGAUUUUUACCUAAAUUUAUGUUGAACCGUUAGAUUUUUCUCCUUUUUUUCUGUUUGCGUGUAACUUGUUACAGCCCCUUUACGUUUUUUACAAACUCGUAAAGCAGACUGCCUUCCUGACAAGCAAUUAAUAUAUUUGUAGGAGUAUCAGGCGAACUUGGAUGAUGCAAACUGUAUUUGAAUCCAAAUGUUCUUCUCCAAAUUCUGCCAUACAUAUAUUUUGUCGUGCAAAAAGCUAUUUUCUUCCCUAUUAUAAGGAAAAGUCUGAACAAUUUCAUGUGAACACGCAAUAAUACAGACAGCCUCCUUAAAUUCCACUUUUAUUGUAUAAACUUCUUGAAAAAUACUCGCUUAUUUAUUUUUAGUUCGGAUUAUCGGGUGACCCAACAAAACGGCAGUUCAAUGUUUCAUUUUAGGUUGAACUAUCAGUAUGAGUGAUUUUAUUGCUUUUUUUCUGCAUCAACCAGGUCGCAUCAGAUUUACUACAUGUUUGGUUUCUUGUUUGUGGUUUGUUUAAUUCUACUGUUGACCGUGUCAGAGACCACCAUACUGUUGUGUUAUUUCCAUCUUUGUGCUGAGGUGAGGAAAUUCAUGUGGUUAAAUUCGAACCAAAACUAGUCUUUCCAUGGCUGUUUUCUUCACAGUUAUGGGAGGGAGCGCGAAGCGAUCGCGUGUGAACGAGUGCCGAAUUAUCCCACCCUUAAGGGUUCACGUAGGUAACUCCCUAGCGGCUUCUUUUGCGCCCAAACAUUGGACAAUGAUCGAAGGGAAAACAGUGGUCUUCGAGCGGACCACACCAAAAUUUUACUUUAUCGUACGGUGCUUUAUACACCUUAACAUUUUGCUUUCGUACAUUCUAGUCGCCCUUACAUUUCUAUCUUUUAUAUUUUGACAUUCAACACGCUUUCUCGUUCGUGGCAAUUUUGAAGCAGAGAAAAUUCUUGUUACGGUUGGAGGCGAAGCUGUGGCUUUCACUACUAUAUAGAGCUUCUCUAUGCAUUAGGGUUACAUUCGUGUUUAGUAUUCGUGGAAGCUUAAAACAGUUCCCAUGUACAGUGAAAGAACUGGUUUUCCUUGGUGCAAGUAGAAAGAAAGUCCACGAAACUUCACCUCUCGCCAGCGUGCGUUUGUAAGUUGCUCUGUCUCGCGGGUGCCAAUCCCAAACGUCUACAGCACGCCAGUACGCGCAUGCGGUAUGCUAUUCAACACGCUUUCUCGUUCGUGGCAAUUUUGAAGCAGAGAAAAUUCUUGUUACGGUUGGAGGCGAAGCUGUGGCUUUCACUACUAGAUAGAACUUCUCUAUGCAUUAGGGUUACAUUCGUGUUUAGUAUCCUUGGAAGCUUAAAGCAGUUCCCAUGUACAGUGAAAGAACUGGUUUUCCGUGCAAGUAGAAAGAAAGUCCACGAAACUUCACCUCUCGCCAGCGUACGUUUGUAAGUUGCUCUGUCUCGCGGGUGCCAAUCCCAAACGUCUACAGCACGCCGGUACGCGCAUGCGGUGUGCUUCGUGUCGUAUGUUCAAAACGAAACUUAUCCAUUCUCUGCAAUAUUCGGAACUCAAAACUUGUCGAUGUAGUUCUUAAAUACGAUCUCGUUAAGCGAAAAAUCAGACUGUAAAGGGACUCGAGGCCAUAACUAGAUCCUUUCCCACGGUUUGUGUAUUUUCAGUGCAACUUAUUGUAGAGUGUCCCUAACAGUAAUGUUUCGCUUAUUUUAAACGCUUUACUCAAUUGCAGGAUUAUCAUUGGUGGUGGCGUUCCUUCCUGACUGGCGGAUGUACUGCAGUGUAUUUCUUUCUGUACUCGAUUCAUUUCUUUGUCACCAAACUGACCAUCACAGGAACAGCCUCCACCUUCCUGUACUUCGGCUACACACUGAUCAUGGUGUUGAUCUUCUUCCUUUUCACUGGUAAGUGCGUCAUGGAUCCUUGCCAUUGUGAUUGGUAUUCUUUGCCGUUGUAAUUGGUAACUUGUUCCAGGCUUCCGGGUGGCGGUGACUCAAGAACUAGAGUUACUCUCCACUGCGCCUUGAGCAACUCUAACGCAGCUUUCGAGAUCUCCAACUUCCCGCAUGCAUCUAUAGAUUCCAGACAAAUGGACCAGCAACUCUUGCGUUUCUUUUGAGAUCUCCAAACUUCCCGCAUGCAUCCAUAGACUCCAAACAAAUGGAUUUCAUGUUGCAGUGCGUCUGUUCAGUAAUAGAUCACAGAAGGCGUCAGAAUGUGGUAUGAACAAAACGUGGUACACGGGGCGCAGCUAAGUGUGUCAGUGAUUUCCCAAACGCAUUUUGACCUUAUCUUUGAUCUACCACUGAACGGACCCAAGGCAAUAUAGAAUUUAUUGUUAUAUAUGAUAAAGAGCACCAUAUCGUCGAUGGUGACGUCGUCUACGUGUAUGAACCAAUGAAGAUGUGUGUUUAAUUCAGCUUUUCAUGUAAACCACGAUACUUGCACGCUGAGUAUGGACCAAUCUUUGAAUAACAAUAUGACGAAUUCUGUGCCAAACUUUUAUGCCUUUCAUUUAAAUCUAAAAUCGCUUAUACCUUUUCCCAGGUACUGUGGGAUUUUUCGCCUGUUUCUUCUUUGUGAGAAAAAUCUACAGCAUCGUCAAGGUAGACUGAGAAACCCGAUGGAAACUUUGUUAUUUAUGGAUCGACAAAAGUACAUUGGAAAUAUUUGAACUUUAGCCAGCCACAACAAGAGACUAAUGGCGAAGGUGGGCUGGGAAAAGUCACUAUUAGGAUCUUGGUGGUUCCAUUUAGUUGUAAUUCAGAAGUCAAGGUAGCAACUUCAGUUGAAAUUGUUACCUCCUUGUUCUUUUGUGUUGAAAAAAGUAACGAGCACACAACACGAACCAAAUAUGUAAAUCUUAAAGUUGAAAAAAUGUUUCAUAUUAAAUAAUUUCGUGGGAUUAUUUUUCUGCUUGGCAAUAUGACGUAUUAGCGGAGCUCGCAGCACGCGCGCAGUGGAGCCCCAGUACUAAGUAGAAAUGGUAGCAGUCCAUCAAACCGAAUUUUAGCUGGUAAUUGUAAUAAUUUUGGUUGCUCAUUUGUGGAGAAUACUCAAGAAAAGAUAAUUUAUUGUUCAGACUAUUUUAACUCGUUUAUAACCUCCGUGAGACACGGACACGGGGCGAAGUUGUUGGAACUUUAGUUAUAAAUCUGCUUGAAACACUCUUGCCAAGAACUUAACUGAAAGAAAAUUUCUUAUCCAUGAUGGCUGCUCAUGUGAGCCAGCGAUUUCAAAGCGAAGAAACUUGCCAAACGUGACGUAAUUCAUUGCCAUCAUGGUGGUUAUCAUCAUGCACGUGUGACGUGUUUGCGUGGACUUGUGAAGUUGUGAUUGGAUGUGAUGAAAUAAAAGCCUUUUUCGACUAAACUUUAAAAUAAUGUACAUGUGUUAAUUUGGGGGGAAAGUUGUUUGUCGAGUGACUUUUAAGCAGCCGUUUCGUUUAAGUGGUUAAAGGUAGAACAAGAGAUUUCACAGCUUCAAUCCGACUAUGGUUAGGUAUUUUUAAAGUUGUAAGAGGAAGGAGGAAGUGAUAUCACUUGUUAUAAAUUUAAGGAUGUUCAUCUUAGUUUUGUAGCUAACUAUGGACAGUUUGCUGUGAAUAUCCCAGUUCUUUUCUGAAGCAUUAGGACAACAUAGUGGAAGGUACUGUUUGGAGUCCAAUGUCGUAACAUCGAGGUGCACGGUGUAAAAGGCGAUAGCUAAAAGGAGUUUCAACUUGGGGUAAAUUAUUUUUUCCUUGCUUGGAAAAUUUCAUGUAAAUUGAAAUGUGAAUGUCUUGUACUUUGUGCACAGUUUGAUUUUGCUUAAUCAGCUGUUCCUUUUUUUCCAUAAUACCUCACGGUCGAUGUAUUAACUUCAACUUAAAAGUAAAGACUUUCUUACAAUAUUUUCUGGAAUAAAAGCCACAAACUCCUAGAUUUAUUCCUCAUAUUUGGGAUUAUGACGUUAUCGCAGCUUGACGUUUCUAUUUGUUUAAGAUAUGUGCGGAUUGCGUAGUUGGUGUAGGAAUCUUUCUAUAUAGCAAGCUUCAUUGAGGGAAAACUUAUGUAAACCUAAUUUAAUAAUUUUAAGUUAAACAACACUCCGUACAUAUUCCUCAUGAUUAUGUUUUCUUUCUUCAUUCUGGUUAUAUAAAUUUGUUCUAGUGAGUAGAGUAUGAUCCAGAAAGCUACAGCUAGUUUCUGAGUUCCAAGAACCCUCGCUUCCAAAACGAGGCGUGGCUUAAAAACUUUAUCUGUAAAGUAAGUUUUACUUGCAUGAUAAUAACCUAUCAUUUUUCUACCCCCGUUUUAAGAUGAAGGCUUGGGGCAUCUCAGAAAUGUUCUCUGUGACAAAAGUAAAUAAACACGCAC
Molecule: messenger RNA, 15927 nt
Organism: Pocillopora meandrina
Lineage: Eukaryota; Metazoa; Cnidaria; Anthozoa; Scleractinia; Pocilloporidae
Source: the annotation of a GenBank genome assembly